AUGUGUGCGUAUAAGUACAAGUAUACUACAAUUGACGACGAGGAUAUGGCAACGGGUAGACACGGGAAGAUUAGCGAUUUUCAACCAGGAAUCGACAGUGUUGAAGACUACAAAGAGAGGUUUCUACUCUACUGUGUAGCAAAUGACAUUUCGACGAACAGAGACAAGGGCGAGGCCGUUUUUCUUACAUGUAUCGGAGCUACAAUGUACAAUUUGUUGAAGAAUCUAGUCCGUCCGCAAAAGCCGCAAGACCUGAGUCUGGACGAAAUGCUCGAAGCACUACAGAAGCACUAUCAACCACGCAUAGUCGUGAUCGCAGAGCGCUAUCGUUUUUACAAGGGACAACAAAGGGAAGGAGAGUCGAUUGCGGUGUACCAGUCAGAAUUGCGCAGGUUAGCAAAGGAUUGUCAGUUUGGUGAUUCUUUGAGUACAGUUUUCCGCGAUCAGCUCGUCUGUGGUCUGUUUUCUGAGGCAUUGCAACAAAAGAUACUAGCGGAGGCUGACGUCACCCUCGCAAGGGCUGUAGAGGUGGCUCAAGCCUUCGAGACAGCGACUCAGGAGACGCGUUUGUUACGUAGUGGUCCUGCUAUUCAGCCGCCAAGGAGGCCGAUUAUGCAGCAAUCAGAGACCACACAUGCUGUGAGGAAGGAAGCGACAGAUGUUUCUUUUCAGAGGAAGUGGCCUGCACAAGACCUCAAGGAAUGUUAUCGUUGCGGAGGUACUGGUCAUCAUCCAGCGAACUGCAGGUUCAAAACUCAAUCCUGCCAUCAUUGCAAGGGAGUAGGUCACAUUGCCAGAAUGUGCCGCAAGAAAUGGAGAGACGAGAGCACAAAGGCAGCAGCCGCGCCGUCAGCCACGCCUUCUAAGCAGAAAGAAAAACCCCGCAGUACUCAUCAGAUCGAUCAAGAGGAAGUGGGUAUAUUGUUUUCGCUCACAAGCAAAGGCGGAGUGAACGUAAAAAUGAACAUAGCGGGAAGUGACGUUGAUAUGGAGGUGGACACGGAAGCGACGUUAUCACCGAGUGCUGUGCGUCUGCAAAAGUACAGUGGCGAGUCCUUAGAAGUACGAGGAGAAGCAGAUGUUCCAGUGAGCAACAAGCCUGCAAUUCUUGGAAGGAGCUGGUUGCAGGUGAUUCACAUGGAUUGGAGUUCAUUGUUUCAAGUCCAGGGAGAGAAACGUCUUAGUCUAGUUGAGCGGUUUCCUGCACUAUUUGGUCCAGGAGUCGGUACCUGGGAGGGACGUCAAGUCAGGAUUACACUUAAGGAGGGAGCUCAAACGAAGUUCUAUAGACCCCGUCCUGUACCGUACGCGUUACAAGAGAAAGUGGACAGUGAGCUGUCACGGUUGCAAAACGAGGGCAUACUGAGACCUGUGGAAAGCAGUCAUUGGGCUACGCCCAUAGUAGUGGUCGGGAAGGCAGAUGGGACUGUGCGUCUGUGUGGAGAUUACAAGGUGACAAUUAAUCCUUAUUUAGAGAGCAAUCCAUACCCUAUGCCUAAUCCGGAAGAUCGUUUUGCCACAUUAGCAGGAGGAGCUAUAUUUUCAAGGCUGUAUAUGAGACAUGCUUACCAACAGUUGCAAGUGGAGCUAGACAGCCAAGAAUAUCUGACCGUGAAUACCAGUAAGGGGCAGUUUGCUUACACUCGAAUGCCGUUUGGAAUCAGCACAGCACCCAGCAUCUGGCAGAGAGAAAUGAAUAGGAUCUUGGCAGGAGUUGCCGGAACAGUAUGCUACAUAGAUCAUAAGGGCGGGUCUAAAGCUCAAACGAGAAAAAAAUGUGAAUUCAACAAGUCACAAGUUGAAUAUCUAGGCCAUGUUAUCAGCAGCAGAGGCAUUCAACCGUCAGAGAGCAAGAUGGAAGCAAUUCGAGAUGCACCACCACCGACACAUGUUACUGAAUUGAAGGCAUUCUUGGGUCUUCUCAGUUACUAUAGGAAGUUCCUGCCUAAUCUGAGUUCAGUAUUGGAACCAUUAUAUGAGUUGUUGCAGAAACAGAGACAGUGGUCUUGGGGAACAAGACAGAUGAAAGCAUUUUUGGAAGCGAAACAGAAGCUGUUGCAGUCUGAUUUCUUAGUACACUACGACUUAAAGAAGCCUGUCAUUCUAUGCUGCGAUGCAUCACCAGCAGGAGUUGGAGCUUGCCUAUUACGUGUCAUGGCAGAUGGAGCAGAAAGACCGAUAGCUUUCGCGUCUAAAACUCUUUCUCAAGAGGAAGGAAAAUAUGCACAGUUGGAGAAAGGGGCACCGGCUCUUAUCUUUGGGGUGAGACAGUUUCACAAAUAUUUAGUUGGGGGACAGUUCACUUUAGUGACUGACCAUCGUCCAUUACUACGGAUCUUAGGACCACAUGUUGGAGUCCCAACCUUGGCAGCAGCACGUUUGCAGCGCUGGGCUCUUAUUUUGAGUGCAUAUGAUUAUGAAAUCCAGUGUAAGCCAGGAGUUGAGAAUAAGGAAGCUGAUUUGCUAUCCAGAUUACCCAUUCCAGUAGAAGUCAUUGACCCAAAUGAGCAGACGUUUAAUGUGGAUUACUGUGAGGCAUUACCAGUCACUGCAGCAGAGAUUGCAAAAGAACGCAGAGAGAUCGAAUUCUAA
Corticium candelabrum is the source of this 2592-nucleotide messenger RNA. RefSeq lists its product as uncharacterized. Lineage: Eukaryota; Metazoa; Porifera; Homoscleromorpha; Homosclerophorida; Plakinidae. The transcript has 4 exons. Gene Ontology annotation, molecular function: zinc ion binding; nucleic acid binding. The record is from RefSeq and is a predicted model, not a curated record. The coding region runs from base 1 to 2592 and encodes 863 amino acids.